GCGGCGCCAGGGCGGCGGCGGGAGCUCCGUUGGUUUCGGUUUCUGUCCGUGGCGGGGGCUCCCGGGGGGGCUCCCGGGGGGGCUCCCGGGGCGCUGCGGACCGGGCAGGCGGCGGCGGGGGGUGGGGCGGCGGCGGGGGCGCGGGCGGCACGGCUCGGCCCCACUCGGUUCGCCUCGGCCCGGCCCCGCUGCCCGCCCGGUCGCGCUGCCCUCCCGGUGCCGGCAGCGCGGCCGGCGGGGCCCCCCCUCGCUGGGGCUCCGGCAAGAAGCGCCGCCCCGAGUUUCGUUUCCCGGCCGGGAGCGGCACCGGGAGCGGCACCGGCACCGGGAGCGGGAUGGAGCUGCGGGAGUACCAGCGGGAGGCGGUGGCCCCGGCCCUGCGCGGCCGCAACAGCAUCAUCUGGCUGCCCACGGGCGCUGGCAAGACCCGCGCCGCCGUCCACGUCUGCCAGCAGCACCUGCAGGGCCGGCGGGGCGGCAGGGUGGCUGUGCUCGUCAACAAGGUGCACCUGGUGGAACAGCAUGCCAACAAGGAGUUCCACGUGCUGCAGAAGGACUUCAGGGUGACGGCCAUCAGCGGGGACAGCAGGCAGAAGUACUUCUUCGCUUGGGUGGUGAAGCAGAGCGACGUCGUCAUCUGCACGGCCCAGAUCCUGCAGAAUGCACUGGUCAGCGGGGAGGAGGACAUGCACGUGGAGCUGACGGAUUUCUCACUGCUGGUGAUAGACGAGUGCCACCACACGCACAAGGAAGCCGUCUACAACAAAAUCAUGCUGAAUUACCUCCAGCGCAAGCUCAGCGGGCAGCAGGACCUGCCGCAGGUCCUGGGCCUGACAGCGUCCCCUGGCACUGGGGGGGCAACAUCCUUCGAGGGGGCUGUAGAGCACAUCCUGCAGAUCUGUGCCCACCUGGACACUGAGAAAAUCACGUCGGUGCAGAAGGAGCUGCAGCACCUGCAGAGCUACGUCCCCCAGCCCAGGAAGCAGUACGACCUCUGCCAGGAGAGAGCGCAGGACCCCUUUGGUGACCAGCUGAAGAAGGUGAUGGAGCAGAUCCAGCAGUACAUGGAGAUGCCCGGCCUGCUGCAGGACUUUGGCACUCAGAUUUACGAGCAGCGUAUCAUGGAGCUGGAGAAGAGAGCGGCAGAGACGUUUUGUCGCAAGACACGGGUGUGUGCGCUGCACCUGCGCAAGUACAACGACGCUUUGCUGAUCAACGACACGGUGCGGAUGAUCGACGCCUUCCAGUGCCUCCAGCAGUUCUACGCUGACAAGCGGGACAUGAAGGAUCCCACCGAGCAGUUCCUCACCGCUACUUUUGAGGAGAACAGGAUGAGCCUGCAGGUGCUUGCCAGGGACCAGCGCUAUGAGAACCCCAGGCUGGGCAAGCUGGAGGAGAUCCUGCGGGAGUACUUCCAGCCCCUGGGCUCUUCUCGCGGCAUCGUCUUCACCAAGACCCGGCAGAGCGCGCACAGCCUGCUCAGCUGGCUGCAGGACACAGCCGCGCUCUGCGGAAAGCACAUCAGGGCCGCCGUCCUCACUGGCACCGGCUACAGCAACCAGGCCAGGCACAUGACGCAGACCGAGCAACAGGAUGUAAUCAAGCUGUUCCGUGACGGAGCCCUCAACCUGCUCUUCUCCACUAGCGUGGCUGAGGAGGGCCUGGAUAUCCCCGAGUGCAACAUCGUGGUCCGCUACGGGCUGAUGACCAACGAGAUCGCCAUGAUGCAGGCCCGGGGUCGAGCCCGUGCCGAGAACAGCGUCUACUCUGUCCUUGCCAAAGCCAACAGUAGAGAGGUCUCCCGUGAGAUGCUCAAUGAGGACCUCAUAGUGCUCAUGGAGAGGGCGAUCAGAGUGGUGCAAGCCAUGCCCGAGGAGGAGUACCGCCUCAAGGUCAGGGAGCUGCAGCAAGUUGCCGUUGCCAGCUGGCUAAUGAAGGAGGCCAGGAUCAGCGAGAGGCGGCAGCUGCACGACCCGGGUGCUGUUUACCUCUACUGCGUCAACUGCAACGUGGCAGUGUGCUGCGGCAGCGACAUCCGCACCGUGGAGGGCAUGCACCAUGUUAACAUCAACCCCAGCUUUGGGUUGUAUUACAAAGUUUCCUCUGGGAAAAUACAGUGCCAGCGGACUUUCAAGGACUGGGAGCCCGGUUGCCCCAUCUCGUGCAAAGAGUGCAGCCAGGAUUGGGGAAUGGAAAUGAUCUACCGGCAGGUGAAGCUGCCCAUCCUCUGCAUCAAAAGCUUCGUGGUGGAGACACCAGCUGAGAAGAGGAGAUAUAAGAAGUGGAGUACUGUGACAUUCCCCGUCAAGGAGUUUGACUACCUGGAGUACUGCUCCACCGUCCAUGGCCAGUCCUUCUAGAGCAGGCUCUGCUCAGAAGAGGACUAUUCCCAGGCCACAUCCUGGGACAGUGGGACUCUUCCCAUCGCCCUUGGCAUGGGACCCUCCCUCCAGGCCCCUGCAGAGAGAGAGCCAUGGCUCUCUCUGCUGCACAUCCCUUGCUAGAGCCCAUGACUGCAGGAGGAGGCUUUGCUGUGCCCAUGCAGAAAGGACAAGACACGGGGAUGGGAAAGCACCCAAACCCUUCCCUGCCAUGCUGCUGCCUUCUACUCCAGCUCCCCAGCACUGCUGGGCACAGGGGGCUUUCUCUGUGGCUGGUAUGCCGCCCUGCCAGGAGAACCAGCCAUUUCACAUGGGCCCAGGACAUGGCCCAGCGUUUCUCUGGCAGCUUCUGGUCUGCUUUGUGAUGGUAUCCCAUUAAAAACAUGCAUGUGCACUGUGA
Molecule: messenger RNA, 2781 nt
Organism: Phalacrocorax carbo (great cormorant)
Lineage: Eukaryota; Metazoa; Chordata; Aves; Suliformes; Phalacrocoracidae
Source: RefSeq, a predicted model, not a curated record